CAGUCUCGUCUUCUCUCUGUCUUUAUCAGGCUCUCAUCACCAUUUCCCCAGCCGCCAAUCCAAGACUGUACCCCCGUACUCUCCUUUCAUUUUAUGCAUCGAAGCAGUUGAUCUAGGCCGUUGCGACGAUGAGGAUUGCAUGUCUUCAGUUCGCCCCGCAGGUUGGCGACGUCGAUAACAACUUGAAUCGCGCCGAUGCUGUGCUGAGCAAAGCGAAUCCGCAGAAGCUAGAUCUCUUGGUCUUGCCCGAGUUGGCGUUUUCAGGGUACAAUUUUAAAUCGUUGCAACAGAUCAGUCCGUACUUAGAACCGACCACUUCCGGAAUUACAUCGCUUUGGGCGAGGACGACGGCCUUGAAAUACGAGUGCGUCGUUACGGUUGGGUAUCCUGAGAAGGUCGAUAUCACUCCCAAAUGGCCCGCAUCGCCAGAGUACUACAAUUCGGCCAUCACGGUCAACGCGGAUGGCGAAACAAUCGCGAAUUAUCGAAAAUCGUUUCUCUAUUACACCGACGAAACUUGGGCACUUGAGGGACCAGAUGGAUUCUUUGAUGGAGAAAUAGAAGGGCUUGGGAAUGUAGCAAUGGGGAUUUGUAAGUGGCCGACUAGAUCAUUCGAGCGCAUGGACUUGAAUCCGUACAAAUUCGAAGCACCUUGGAGCGCCUGGGAGUUUGCAUACCACAUCAUUCACAAGGAGGCCAAUCUUGUCAUUCUUUCGAUGGCGUGGCUCACUCGCGAGGAUGCCAGAUCAUACAGUCGAUGUCCGAAAGAUCCAGACAUGGAGACGUUGUCCUACUGGCUUGCUCGACUGGAGCCUCUUAUUCGAGCCGAGACGGAAGGCGAAAUCAUCUGCGUUUUUGCCAAUCGAAGCGGAAUAGAAGAGGAAGCAGUGUAUGCUGGCACAAGCGCAGUCUUGGGAAUUCAUGCUGGCGAAGUCAAAGUCUAUGGAAUCUUGGGGCGUGGCGAGAAGGAGCUUCUCGUAGUCGACACGAACAAACGCCCGCAAGCAAAGCUUGUCUCACAACCAAAUUCCACGGCCGAGAUAAAUUUAACCGCGGAAUUCAACGCCGAGUCGAGUGCUGAGACGAGCACCGAUGAGAGAACGAAUUCAACGGUGUCGGACAUGUCCGAUUUGAGCGUUAACACGCAGAUGACAGCGUGCACCACUCCAGAUUUCCCGCAGGCGUGUUUCCCGAAAUCGAUGGAAGACGUGGUGACUCCACUUUCUCCCGUCGAUGCGAACUCUCCGAGUGUGUUUUUUGCACCCAGAUGCCGUCGACCAGAUGGAGACACUCUCCGCGAGAGUCUGAAGUCAAGUAUUGGCCAGCAAGAAUUUCAGGCUGCAAAAGCUGAUUCCCCAACUUUUGUUCGACCCGCUUCACCAAAGUCGCGAAAUGCAAGUCGGACACGACAACUAGAGUACCAAGAGCCAGCUCUCAGAACCCACGACCUUGCGCAAGAGGAGCAAGUAACCAGAAAAGAUUCUCCAGUCGUUUUUCGACCGCCAUCACCAAAGUCGCGAAAUGCCAGUCGAACACGACAACUAGAGUACCAAGAACCAGCUCUCAGGACCCACGACCUUGCGCAAGAGGAGCAAGUAACUAGAAAAGGUUCUCCAGCCAUUUUUCGACCGCCAUCACCAAAGCCGCGAAAUGCCACUCGAACACUAGAACCCGAGCACCAAGAGCUGGCUCUGGCCUCCCACGACCUCGCGAAAGAGGAACAGAUAAUACACCGAGUCAUUGGCAUCCAAUCGCCCGUCCAACCGCACUCCGCGGCUGCAGCGCCAGACCGACAUAAUCCCUCAUCCUCGCCCACUUACUUCGGCUCGCGGCGCUCGAUCUCACUGAGUCCACGGCCGAAAAGCGCGAUUUGGUGA
This is a messenger RNA of Hyaloscypha bicolor E, 1877 nucleotides long. Its product is annotated as carbon-nitrogen hydrolase. Lineage: Eukaryota; Fungi; Ascomycota; Leotiomycetes; Helotiales; Hyaloscyphaceae. The transcript is spliced from 6 exons. Gene Ontology annotation, biological process: protein catabolic process. Bases 129 to 1877 code for a protein of 582 amino acids. Gene Ontology annotation, molecular function: protein-N-terminal asparagine amidohydrolase activity; protein-N-terminal glutamine amidohydrolase activity. The record is from RefSeq and is a predicted model, not a curated record.